AGAAGGAAAAAUACAUAUUGCUAAUUAGGCCAGCCUUUAGAUGAUCUAAACCAUUAAUUUUAGUCUGUGGGCCAUCUUAACCAUAUAAUCAGACUAGUGAUCAAAUCCUCCCUGCUCCCUUAGUGGUUAGGCGGACCGUUGGACAUUGACCGUCCAUCUUCAGCUUUGUGCGAAGGUCCCAAGAUCAUGCGGAUACCAUCAAAUCCGGUGGGCCCACCCAUCUAGGCCGAUCAAUAAUAGAACUGCUAUGAUAAUUUCGGGCAAAACCAAGGGCAGUUUGUAAGGCUUCCUCUGUUCAUUAGGCACUGUAAGCCGGCCAACUUCUGUCUUAUUAGCCGGCAAUUCAGCUUCUGAAAAUUUCAUCUCUCUACCAAAAAAAGCCCCUGGACAGUGCUCAAACUUCUCCAAUGGCUUCUCCUCACCCUCUGUUCAUAGCUCAAACUUCUCUAAUGGCUUCUCCUCAGCCAGCCAGCAUUCUCAACACUGAUUUCUGUCUGCAAAUAGCAAAAUGUGUCGGACUCAAGGAGAUUGAAAAAGGGUUGAAUUUCGUGUUCUCUCCCCUAUCUGUCCAUGUCGUCUUGAGCAUGAUCGCCGCUGGAUCGAAAGGACAUACAUUAGAACUGAUGCUUCAGUUCCUGAAUUCUGAAAGCAUUGAGGAACUCAACUCACUUUCUUCCCGACUUGUUCAUCUCAUAUCUGCUGAAGGAGCUGGGAUCAGUGGACCCCGUCUAUCCUUUGCUAAUAGCGUAUGGGUCGAGCAAUCAUUUUCUUUGAAACCCGCCUUCAGAGAUAUUGUAAAUUCCAUUCACAAAGCAGAAGCAAGGGCGGUCAAAUUUCAAAUGAAGGGUGAUGAAGCGAUAAAGGAAGUGAACGCAUGGGCCAAAAACGCGACUCAUGGGCUUAUCACAGAGAUUCUUCCUUCGGGGCCUACGUAUGAAUCCACCGUACUUGUUCUUGCAAAUGCACUCUACUUCAAGGGAGCUUGGAACGAGAAGUUCAACGCAUCAGAAACCAUUCAAAGGGAAUUCUACCUGCUCGACGGAAAUAGUGUCCAAGUAGCCUUCAUUACCAGCAAGAUGAAGCAAUUCGUAUGCUCGUUCGACGGAUUCAAAGUCCUUAAACUCCCUUACCAGAGAGGCCAAGACAAGAGGCAGUUCGCAAUGUAUUUCUUCCUCUCUGAUGAGAGGGACGGGCUGCAAGAUCUAGUACAAAAUUUGACUUUGGACCCCAAGUUCUUGGAUCAAUAUACAAGGCUCUAUGAAGUCAAAGUCGGCGAGUUUAGAGUGCCGAGGUUCAAGAUCUCAUUUGGGUUCGAAGCGUCGGAGAUCAUGAAGGAAAUGGGACUGGUUUUACCCUUCUCAGAUCAAGCUGAGAUUGAUGAGAUGGUAGAAUACGUGCAGAAUCAUGGUGUCAUCAGAGUCUCUGAGAUCUUCCACAAGGCUUGCGUGGAGGUUAAUGAGGAAGGGACUGAAGCUGCUGCAGUGACAGCAGCCCGGAUGGAGUGGUGUAAGGCUAUGACGCCCAUCGACUUUGUAGCGGAUCACCCAUUCAUGUUCAUGAUCAGAGAAGAGGUUAGUGGGGCUGUAUUGUUCUGCGGGAACAUGAUAAAUCCAUCAUUGAUAGCUUGAUUAUCUCUGAACCGAUCAUUAGGAGCAUUUCCAUGUAUAGUUCUGCUGGAAAUAAAUAUAGAUUCGAGCACUAUAUGCAAGCUCAAGAACUGUUACUUUGUCAUUGAUCUGUAAGUCAAUGAAAGCAGGGCGAUGCCAUUUAUUUCAA
Magnolia sinica is the source of this 1776-nucleotide messenger RNA. RefSeq names its product serpin-ZX-like. The record is from RefSeq and is a predicted model, not a curated record. Gene Ontology annotation, molecular function: serine-type endopeptidase inhibitor activity. Bases 408 to 1628 code for a protein of 406 amino acids. The transcript has 2 exons. Lineage: Eukaryota; Viridiplantae; Streptophyta; Magnoliopsida; Magnoliales; Magnoliaceae.